This is a messenger RNA of Phyllopteryx taeniolatus (common seadragon), 2415 nucleotides long. It is a transcript of the gene alkbh4, whose product is annotated as alkB homolog 4, lysine demthylase. The record is from RefSeq and is a predicted model, not a curated record. The transcript is spliced from 3 exons. Gene Ontology annotation, biological process: oxidative demethylation; protein demethylation; actomyosin structure organization. Gene Ontology annotation, molecular function: actin binding; oxidoreductase activity; demethylase activity. Bases 122 to 934 code for a protein of 270 amino acids. NCBI's taxonomy places the organism in Eukaryota, Metazoa, Chordata, Actinopteri, Syngnathiformes, Syngnathidae. Gene Ontology annotation, cellular component: midbody; contractile ring.
UUAUUUAAUGACAAUGUACAGUCUAAAACAAGCUUCCCAAACUACCCGCAAGAUGGCAGUAGUUAUCUUUGUUUGAGGCGAGGCGUCCCUCUAACAUGCAAUAGAGGAAGAUGCAGGUACGAUGAUGGUUCCGGGUGGUGUUGUUGCUUCUUGUGCAUGCAAAGGUAUCCGGCGCUGUCUUCUGUGUGAGACGUUAAAAGAAAGUCACUUGCCCGAAAAGAAGAACGGGCAUCUUUUCUUCUACGACCCCGAGACAAAGCUCGCCGUUUGCAAAGAUGGCGAGCCGGCGUCGUUCCCCUUUCCCGGAGUGUUCCUGUGGGAGGACUUCCUAUCGGAGGAGGAGGAGAAGGAGCUGAUAAGCAGCAUGGACCGGGACGUCUGGAAUCUGUCCCAGUCGGGUCGAAAGAAACAGGACUUUGGGCCAAAAGUAAACUUUAAGAAGAAGAAAGUGCGUCCCGCCAGUUUCAGUGGCCUUCCUGCGUUGAGUGAAAAACUAGUGCUGCGAAUGCAACAAGAGGAAAGUCUGGCGGGCUUCCAGCCUGUGGAGCAAUGCAAUCUGGACUACCACCCUCAGCGCGGUUCUGCCAUUGACCCUCACCUGGAUGACUCCUGGCUGUGGGGGGAACGCCUGGUCACUGUCAACAUGCUGUCCGGCACCACGCUGACCAUGUCGUCAGAGCAGGGUCUCCCGCAGCUGGGACUGUCGGGCGAAGUGAACGUCGCCGUGGCGCUCCCGCGCAGGUCUUUGGUCGCGUUGUACGGGGAGGCGCGGCAUCGCUGGAAACACGGCAUUCUCCGGAAGGACCUUCGGGAACGCAGAGUUUGCAGCACCUACAGGGAACUGUCGGCCGAGUUUCUCCCCGGUGGGCGGCACGCCGAGCUGGGAUCUCAGCUGGUCAACAUCGCGGCGAGCUUCAAUGGAGCUCCUGUUUAGACCAUCCACACAACCAUCCUGGUUGUUCUAAAAACUAUUUGUCGCUAUUCUGUAAAAAUGCCACAAAGUCAACUCAGUUAAUUUUCCACCUUCAAAUGUAAUCUCAAAAGCCCCUUUACACUGCCUGUAAAAGCCGGCCUAUUUCCGUGAACCAGUUUUAUAUACAUUGGAUAUAAAAAGUCUACACACCCCUAUUCAAAUGCCAGGUUUUUGUGAUGUUAAAAAAAAAAAAAAAAAAAAUGAGACCAAGAUAAAUCAUUUUGAAAACUUUUUCCACCAUUAAUGUGACCUAUAACGUGUACAACUUUUGAGGAAUUGACAACCCCACAGCCCAGAUGUAUGAAGAAGACAGUAGAUUGUUGUCACAUACUAACGUGACAGUACUUGCCAGAAAUUGCUGCAGCUUCUUCAGUGUGCUGUCAGCAUCUUGGUAGCCUCCCUGACCUGUUUUCGUCUCAUCUUUUAAUCAAUCGCGGAGGGAAUUCCAUACCAUAUUUUCUCCACUCGAUGACGACUGUCUUCAAUGUGUUCCAUGGUACAUUUACUGCCCUGGAAAAUCUUUUAUUACCCUUCUCCUGACUGAUACCUUUGAACAAUGAAAUCCUUCUGCUGCUGUGGAAGCUCUAGGCAGACCAUGGCUUGUGCUCUAAGAUGUGACUACAAAAAUGUCAAGAAAAUCAUACUUCUGAACUUUGUGUGGUUAGCCAGAGGCACACUAAAUGAUGGCAGUUGUGUGCUGACUCACUAUUAAUGUGAGUGGAUAAUUCUGAACACAGGCACAUCCCUAAACAGCGUAACAAUUUAAAAUUCAGCGCUGAUGCAAAUUUUUGGGACAUAUUUGACAAUAUUUUGUUUCAUUUGUUUAAGGCACUACUACAGUAGAGUGCGGUUUGCCUUGUCAUAUUCAUGCCGCUUUUUAACAUAACAGCCUAUCUCUUUUAAAUACAGGAACCAAAGUGAAGUUUGACUCAUUCAACGCAAUUUGAAUUGUACCCUAACAGCAAACCUCUGUUCAAAGAUUAUGAUUUCUGCAUUGACAAUGUUCUUCCAACUUUUCAACCAGCUCCACCUUUUAUAGCUACAUUAUUUAUAUCAUAUGUAACUUUUCAUAGUUACACCUCCAUGCGCAUCUGUUUGAUAUCAAUUCUACUAAUAUUUUUUCAAAUAGUGACAUUAUUUUGAAGUCAGCGUACACACGUGACAGUUUAAAUGAAAACUAGGUUGAGUUCAUUGCGGGUGGUUCAUAACAUCGAAAAGUCAUUUUAAUUAUUUGUGGACUUUUUCACUUUUAUGUAAACAAAUUAAAUCAGUACUACUUUUACCAGUCUAUUUUUUUACACAAGUAUCUAGUUCUAUCGGUACAGAGUGUGAGUGCUUUUGCCACCUCUGCUGACUAAUGUAGUAGUAAAGUAAUAAGGUAUUUUGCUCACUGUUUAUAACCUUGAAAUGUCAUGAUUACAAUAAAUAUUUGUAUAAAAACA